This is a messenger RNA of Oppiella nova, 1854 nucleotides long. Lineage: Eukaryota; Metazoa; Arthropoda; Arachnida; Sarcoptiformes; Oppiidae. The record is from the annotation of a GenBank genome assembly.
AUGUAUGCCUACUUUGAAUUGGGUGUCAUUUUUGUCAUUUUAUGCACACCUCAUACCCAUUGCGAUGGAAUCGGGGGUCACCGGAAACAUGCCUUCCAGGAGGGGGACCAGGAGGGGGACCAGGAAAGGCACCAUCUCCUCACCAAACAGCACGACGUCGAGGACUUCGACACCUCCAACGACAACCAAGACUUGGGACAGUUGUUCCUCAACGUGUUCACUGACCUAAACAGUGGCAAACAUGACAACCACUCGUGUCAGUCGUGUAAUAAGGCGCUGACGUACCUGAAGCUGUUUGUGCCCUACCCGGGUAUCAUGAAGUGGGUGUCCAAGAUCAUCUGUCCCAGAGUGGAGGCCACGUUCUCGACACGUGUUUGUGCCGGUGUUAUAGACCGGAUCGCCGACCCACUCGUGUAUGUUCUCCAGAAUACUAACCUAACGGUGCCGGAGGUGUGCUCCACAUUAUUGCACCCGGACUGUAUGACAUACCUUAAACUACCCUACACAAAUAGUGUGCUCUGGGAGCUACCACUGCCUAAACGACGGCCCUUUAAGCCCCGUACUCGGCGUACCGGUCUCACCAUAAAAAUGUUGCACUUGACUGACAUACACUUGGAUUUAUGGUACACUCCCGGGUCCAACUCCCAGUGCAACGAGCCCUUAUGUUGUAGGUCUACCUCCCCGGGCACCGGCCAUUCAGCGGGAUUUUGGUCUGAAACCCGAUUUUCAUGCGAUUCGCCCCUAUUUUUCGUGACCGAAGCGCUCCGGCAUAUUAGUGAUCAGCACCGGGACAUCGAUUUCGUGAUCUGGACGGGCGAUAACGUGCCGCACGACGUCUGGAACACCACCCAAGAGGACAACUUAAAGCACAUCCAAGUGGUGACCCAAUUGGUUAAAAAGGCAUUCGCCGGCAAACCUGUAUUUCCCUGUCUUGGUAACCACGACACCCACCCCAACAACAUGUAUGUGCCGCAUGUGGUGUCACAGGACACGGAGGGCAGUAUAUCCAUGGGUUGGUUGUACGACACACUUGCGGAUGACUACUGGAACCAAUGGAUAGGUAGUCUGUCCGCAAAACGGACCUUCAAAAAGGGAGGCUAUUAUUCAUCUCUAGUUAAUAGGGGACUAAAAGCUGUUGUGUUGAAUAACAAUAUAUGCCACCUUGGUAACCUGUGGAUCGCCUACGACCCCAUUGACCCCGACUGUCAGCUCAAGUGGCUUAUCCAUGAGUUGGACAGUGCAGAAAGGAAAGGCCUAUACGUUAUUAUUAUCGGUCACGUGCCACCCGAGGAGUGUUACCUAUCGUGGAGCAGUAACUAUAUGCGAAUAGUGGAAAGGUAUGCCCACUUGAUUGUGGGCACCUAUUUCGGUCACUCACACAAAGAUGAGAUCGUAGUCCUGUAUAACAAAAAUAUAACAAACAAUGAGACGUAUGCCGUAUCCCACGGCUAUAUCGGCUCCAGUCUCACAACCUAUCCCUCCCUGAACCCGGGGUACAGGAUAUUCACGUUGGAUAGCACUGGAAAGCCUUUGGACUUUGAGAUGUACUACACGAAUGUGACUGAAAAUAAUAUAGUAGGCCAUAAGAGUCCUCCCAAAUGGAGUUUAGGCUAUUCGGCGAAACAGAGCUACCGUAUGGACUCCCUGUCCACCCGAUCGUGGGAUGAGUUCAUGCGAAAAGCCGCUUUCGACGACCGGUUGGCCGACCUGUACUUUGAACACUACCGGCGCUUCAGUGAAGCGUUUGUUGAGGAAAGGAAAAGCAAUUAUAAUAGUAUUGACCACAAGAGACAGAAACUGCUGAGUAGGCGAGUAUUGAACCCACUCUACAAUCUGCUGCCAAAUACGUUUUGA